Molecule: messenger RNA, 3189 nt
Organism: Pteronotus mesoamericanus
Lineage: Eukaryota; Metazoa; Chordata; Mammalia; Chiroptera; Mormoopidae
Product: desmoglein-1-like
Exons: 16
Coding region: 1-3183 (1060 amino acids)
Biological process (GO): homophilic cell-cell adhesion
Cellular component (GO): plasma membrane; desmosome
Molecular function (GO): calcium ion binding; gamma-catenin binding
Source: RefSeq, a predicted model, not a curated record
AUGAAUACACAGUCCCGUAGGUAUGAAGAACAGGCUCCCAAACAGACAAACGAGGUAUCCGUACACGCUUAUCCAACAUCUACAAGGAAAGGAAUAAUUGUUCAUGAGUUCAAGGUGGUGAUGGAAGUUAACAGUGAAUUUCAAAUCCAGGUACGAGAUUAUAACACUAAAAAUGGCACCAUCAAGUGGCAUUCAAUCAGAAGGCAAAAACGUGAAUGGAUCAAAUUUGCUGCCGCCUGCCGUGAAGGUGAAGACAACUCUAAAAGGAACCCGAUAGCCAAAAUCCAUUCAGAUUGUGCUGCAAACCAGCAAGUUACAUACCACAUCUCUGGAGUAGGAAUUGAUCAACCACCUUUGGGAAUCUUUGUGAUUAAUCAAAAAACUGGUGAAAUCAACAUAACAUCCAUAGUUGAUCGAGAAGUCACCCCGUUUUUCAUUAUCUACUGCCGGGCCCUAAAUGCACAAAGACAAGAUUUAGAGAGGGUUCUUGAGCUCAGAGUUAGGGUCUUGGAUAUAAAUGACAACCCUCCAGUGUUUUCUAUGUCUACUUUUCUAGGACAAAUAGAAGAGAAUUCUAAUGCAAAUACCCUGGUGAUGAAACUCAAUGCUACUGAUGCAGAUGAACCCAAUAAUUUGAACUCCAAAAUAGCCUUCAAGAUCAUAAGCCAGGAGCCUUCUGAUUCAUCCAUGUUCAUUAUCAACAGAUACACUGGCGAAAUUCGAACAAUGAAUAAUUUUCUAGACAGAGAGCUAUAUAGCCAAUAUUCUCUUGCUGUAAGAGGUUCAGACCGAGAUGGAGGAGCAGGUGGUUUGUCAGCAGACUGUGAGUGCAGCAUUAAAAUCCUCGAUGUCAACGACAACAUCCCAUACAUGGAACAACCUUCAUAUUCCAUAAAAAUUGAAGAAAAUGCUCUGUAUUCAGAUUUGCUCCAAAUUAGAGUCAUUGAUUUGGAUGAGGAGUUCUCAGCUAACUGGAUAGCAGUAAUUUUCUUUAUCUCUGGAAAUGAGGGAAAUUGGUUUGACAUAGAAAUGAAUGAAAGAACAAACGUGGGGAUUUUAAAGGUUAUUAAGCCCUUAGAUCAUGAAGCUAUGCAGAGUCUCCAACUUAGUAUUGGUGUUAGAAAUAAAGCUGAAUUUCAUCAGUCAAUUUUGUCUCAGUACAAGCUCACAGCUACUACGAUCUCUGUGACUGUGUUAAAUGUAAUUGAAGGCCCAGUGUUCCGUCCAGGUUCAAAGACAUUCGAAGUAAAUAGUAACAUGGGACAAAAUUAUGAAGUGGGAGAAUUUACAGCUACUGAUCAGGACACAGGUCGAGCUUCAACAACUGUUAGGAAUGUUAAAUAUGUAAUGGGAGAUAAUCCAGCUGACCUGCUUGCUGUUGACUCAAAGACAGGCAUAAUUACUUUGAGAAAUAAAGUUACCUGGGAUCAAUAUACAAUGCUUAAUGGAAAAUACCAAGGAACAAUUCUGUCUAUAGAUGAUGCUCUUCAGAGAACUUGUACGGGUACGGUUAUUGUGAACCUAGAAGGUGGUGGCUGGGUACCUUCUGAUUCUACUACAAGAUUUGUUGACAGAGAAAAAUAUGAUCCUACUACUCCUCGUCCUAUUAUAAGAACAACUUAUGUAGUAACCUAUGCCCAGCCCUUCAUCGCAGAUAAUGUACAUCUUGGUCCUGCUGGCAUUGGACUACUCAUCAUGGGAUUCUUGGUGUUAGGAUUGGUCCCAUUUCUGUUGACCUAUCUUGAUUGUGGAGGUGCCCCUGGUGGGGGAGCCGGCUUUGAGCCUGUUCCUGAAUGUUCAGAUGGAGCAAUUCAGUCAUGGGCAGUAGAAGGACCACAGCCUCAGCUCAUGGAUUUGACCGCUUUCCCUGUACCACUGGAUAAUGCAAAUGUGAUUGAAUGUAUUGACAAUUCAGGGGUUUAUACAAGUGAGUAUGGUGGUCGAGAAAUGCAAGAUAUGGGAGGAGAAGAAAGAACAACAGGAUUUGAACUAACCGAUGCAGUUAAAACAUCAGGAGCACCUGAGACAUGUCAAGAAUACUCUGGAACAUUCAGAAGAAAUUCUAUGAGGGAAUGUAGAGAAGGAGGUCUGAAUAUGGACUUCAUGGAAAGUUACUUCUGUCAGAAAGCAUACACUUACGCAGAUGAAGAAGGACGGCCAUCCAAUGACUGCUUGCUCAUAUAUGAUAUUGAAGGCGUAGGUUCUUCCGUUGGCUCUGUGGGUUGUUGUAGCUUCAUUGGAGAAGACUUUGAUGACAGCUUCUUGGAUACACUGGGGCCUAAAUUUAAGAAGUUGGCAGAUAUCAGCCUGGGGAAAAGUGUUGAACCAUAUCCAGACCUUGAUCCCUCAUGGCCACCUGAGAGCACUGACCCGAUUUACCCAAGGGGGGAAACAGAGCCCCUUGCUAGUGGACCCCCGCCCAUCUCCCCACGUUACGGCACUACCACAGUCAUUUCUGAGAGCACCUACCCCUCGGGACCUGGUGUACAGCAUCCUAUGCCUAUUCCUGAUCCUCUGGGCUAUGGUAAUGUCACUGUGACCGAGUCUUAUGCCACCUCUGGCACUCUGAAGCCCUCUGUCCACUUUCAUGAUAAUCGACAUGCCUCAGACGUGGUGGUGACAGAGAGGGUGGUCGGCCCAAUCUCUGGUGCCAAUUUGCAUGGAAUGUUAGAGAUGCCUGACUUGAGAGAUGGGUCCAACGUUAUAGUGACAGAAAGAGUAAUUGCACCAAGUUCAGGUCUCCCCACCACUUUGACCAUCCCUGAUCCUAGAGAGUCUUCAAAUGUGGUAGUGACAGAGAGAGUAAUCCGACCCACUUCUGGCAUGAUGGGCAGUUUGGGUAUGCACCCCGACCUGUCGAACGCCCACAAUGUGAUUGUGACCGAGAGGGUUGUCUCUGGCCCUGGCGUAACUGGAAUUAGUGGCCCAGCUGGGAUCAUUGGAGGCAGUGGCACAGUCGGCAGUGGCUUCGUUGGCAGUGAAGCUGGAAUCAGUGCCGGUGGUGCCGGGCUGAGCAGUCUGGGAGGAGGCGGGGGCCUGAGUAGCAGCAUGUUGGGCACAGCCACCAGUGGCCACAUGAGGAGCUCCUCUGACCAUCACUUUAGCCAGACCCUUGGAUCUGCCUCUCCUACUACAGCCCGAAGUCGAAUCACAAAGUACAGUACAGUACAGUAUACUAAGUAGCCAGGA